AAGACAAAAAUUUCAAAACAUACGUUAUUAAAAGUUUAGUAGAUAUUACUAAUCGAGUAAAGAGAUGCGAGUUUUUAUUGAAAAAGAAACAAUACAAUUCUGAGCAAAAUCUGGAAAAUCAGGUUUAUGAUAGUGAAAACAUUUUAGAUGAAAAGUUUUCAGUGAAAAGUCUUGAUGAGAUAAAAGAUAUUGAGCAACAACUAAAACAUGACGAAAUAUUUAAAAAACAAAUUAUAUCGGCACUUUAUUCGUGUUCACAAAGUACUAUGAAGAAAACUGUAACUAGGAUUAUGAAAAUAUUAUUUACAGACGAUGUAGCUGCACAAUUUAGUUGGACUGGGCAAAAAGAAAAUAAAAAAAAAUUUGAAGUGUUAUAUUUAUGGAAAAUUAUAUUUGGUAUGUUGAAUAGAAUUAAAAUUUAAUUAAAUCUGAUAUCUUUUAUUCAAAAUUCGUUAAUUCUUGUAAAAAUAGAGUGGCUAAUA
Vollenhovia emeryi is the source of this 482-nucleotide messenger RNA. RefSeq lists its product as uncharacterized. NCBI's taxonomy places the organism in Eukaryota, Metazoa, Arthropoda, Insecta, Hymenoptera, Formicidae. The annotation marks the transcript as partial. The transcript has 2 exons. The record is from RefSeq and is a predicted model, not a curated record.